CUGUUUAAGGAGAGAAUCUGGCAAGAGGCACAGCAAGCUCCAGCCAUGGCUAAGAGCAGUAUUAUUAAGGAAAUAGAGAAAUAUUUCGAUGAUGUUAAAGGAAAGGAAUCUGAAGAGCUACUGUUCUCCUACAAGGGGGUGCUGUACCCUAUUGGAUUGUGCAGUGCUGAGACCUUCCAAGCGCUGGACUCCAUAGAAUUUAGACAAGACGAUGUGUUCCUAGCGGCUUAUCCUAAAUGCGGAACUAAUUGGACUCAACACAUUUUAAAUGACGUGAUAAAUGCACUACCAAAUAAUAAGGAAGUAUCACUAUUAGAACGUAUCCAUGUGCUUGAAUUUGAAGCUUCAGAAAAAUUUCAGAAAAUAAAAAAUGCACCUUCUCCACGUCUCUUUUCCACGCAUCUCCAUUAUGAUGAUAUUCCCAAGGCUGUCUUUGAGAAUAAGGUGAAGGUACUGGUGGUAUUUCGAAAUCCAAAAGAUGUAGCUGUAUCCUAUUACCACUUCUACAACAAAAAUCCUGGGCUUCCAAAUGUCAGCUCCUGGGAUGAGUUCUUUCAGAAGUUCAUGAGUGGAGAAGUCACCUGGAGUUCAUAUUUUGACCAUGCUCUUUCCUGGAACAACCACAUGGAUGAAGAGAAUAUCAUGAUCAUCACAUAUGAAGAAAUGAAAGAGAACUUACCUGGAGGAGUGAAACAAAUAGCUGAAUUUUUGGGGUUCUCUCUGCCUGAGGAGAAGAUUCAGUCUAUUGCAGAGAAUGCCACAUUUGAAUCAAUGAGCAACAAAUCCCAAGAAACACAUGGCACAUUAGCUCCCAUGCUUUUCAGAAAAGGUGAUGUUGGUGAUUGGAAGAAUCUCUUCACUGAAGCUCAGAGCCAGGAAAUGGAUGCCAAAUUUAAAGAGUGUUUAGCUGGAACUAAACUGGGAGCAAAGCUAAAAUAUGAUAAAUACUGCAAAUACUAA
This is a messenger RNA of Emys orbicularis (European pond turtle), 960 nucleotides long. RefSeq names its product sulfotransferase 6B1-like. Gene Ontology annotation, molecular function: sulfotransferase activity. Bases 46 to 960 code for a protein of 304 amino acids. The transcript is spliced from 7 exons. Gene Ontology annotation, biological process: sulfation. The record is from RefSeq and is a predicted model, not a curated record. Gene Ontology annotation, cellular component: cytoplasm. NCBI's taxonomy places the organism in Eukaryota, Metazoa, Chordata, Testudines, Emydidae.